Molecule: messenger RNA, 631 nt
Organism: Rhizophagus irregularis DAOM 181602=DAOM 197198
Lineage: Eukaryota; Fungi; Glomeromycota; Glomeromycetes; Glomerales; Glomeraceae
Source: RefSeq, a predicted model, not a curated record
AUGUCGCACAGACCCUAUCCGGUGAUCAAUCUAUUUUGUCGCACAGGAGUACAUGCAUGUGGUUCAGUUCAGCAAUAAAUCUUCCGAGCUGAUGAUCACAGCUCCGGAAUAGCAUAUCAAUUUGAAAUCUAAGUAUAGAACUUACAUGUUUUAAAAUAUGAAUCGAUUAGAAAGACGUAUUCUUCUCAUUUAUCCAAGCGACUUGGAUGGAUUUGCAGGAGAAAUGUAUAUUUAUGAAGAUCCUCUCAAAAUAUUAGCUGAUGGCGCAUACCAUAAAAACUAUGAGAAAAAUAUAUUAGGCUCCGGAGUAAUAAUUUCUCAAUUCAUUCAGAAUCGGUAUUUACUGAUAACGGAGGCUGGGUAUCCCUUUGGAUUAAUUAUGAUUGUAGACAUUGUGAAUAAAGAUGUUUUAGAUUUAACGAAAGAUACAAUUGUCUCGAUUUUAUUAGAAGAAAAAUUUUCUGAACCUAGCAUUAUCCUGACGUUGAUCUUCAUAAACAUAAGAAUAAGUCCAAUAAAAAUUACCAAUGAUCAUGCAAACACCUGGUUCUUCGAACCCCUCUGGCUCGGCCCACUUCAAACCAUCAAUCGCUUAACCUUUCUCGGUCGUGCCUUCCUUCGUUGCUUAUGA